CGUGUGUCUAGAGGCGACUGCCGUGAGAGCGGUCUGGUUUGGUUCGCACUCGCUGCUUCCGGGUUUUGUUUUGUUUUUUGCCUUUCUUCUCUCCUCCCCACCGGGUCAAUCUUCUAACCUUCGUCCGCGAUGCCGUUGGAGUUCGAAUUGUGCCCGGGCCGGCUGAUCGGCGGGGACCACCCUUGCUUUAUUAUCGCCGAGAUUGGGCAGAACCACCAGGGAGACCUCGAGAUCGCCAAGCGGAUGAUUCGCGUGGCCAAGGAGUGUGGAGCAGAUUGUGCCAAGUUCCAGAAAAGCGAACUGGAGCACAAGUUCAACAAGAGAGCCUUGGAGAGGCCCUACACGUCCAAACACUCGUGGGGGGAAACGUACGGAGAGCACAAGCGCCACCUGGAGUUCAGCCAUGACCAGUACAGGGAGCUGCAGCGCUACGCCAAGGAGAUUGGCAUUUUUUUCACCGCCUCUGGCAUGGAUGAGAUGGCUGUGGAAUUCCUGCAUGAACUAGAUGUUCCAUUUUUUAAAGUAGGAUCAGGAGACACAAACAAUUUCCCCUACUUGGAAAAGACAGCAAAAAAAGGUCGCCCAAUGGUGAUUUCCAGCGGGAUGCAGUCAAUGAGCACGAUGCAGCAAGUCUACCAGCUGGUGAAGCCCAUCAACCCAAACUUCUGUUUCCUCCAGUGCACCAGUGCGUACCCUCUUGAGCCCGAAGACGUCAACCUUCGGGUCAUAGCGGCCUAUAGGUCUGCGUUCCCAGAUAUUCCUGUUGGCUAUUCCGGUCAUGAGACGGGGAUAGCCGUUUCUAUCGCGGCGGUUGCGAUGGGAGCCAAAGUACUGGAGCGCCACAUCACACUGGACAAGACUUGGAAAGGAAGUGACCAUCAGGCAUCCCUGGAGGCAAACGAGUUGGCGGAACUGGUCAGAAGUAUCCGGAUGGUGGAGAAGGCCAUGGGGUCUCCCAUCAAGCGUCUCUUGCCCUGUGAAGUGGCGUGUAAUGAAAAGCUAGGAAAGAGCGUUGUUGCAAAAGUGAGGAUUCCGGAAGGCACCGUGCUGACCCUGGACAUGCUCACGGUCAAGGUGGGGGAACCCAAAGGAUAUCUCCCAGAAGACAUCUUCAACUUGGUGGGCAAGAAGGUCAAGAUCAACAUCGGUGAAGAUGAAACUGUCACCGAGGACGCCAUUGAAAAUCAUGUGAAAAAAGUGAAAUGUUAAAAAUGGAAAGUGUUUGUGUGAUUUGCUAUGGCAAUACGCUGAUAUCGUAGAAUUGUAUGCUAGAACAACUGAAUGGAAGGGUCUUUGGGGAUGCAAAUCUUCAAGGGGUUUUUCUUUUGGAUGAACAAAAAUGCAAGCACAGCACCUCUUGUCAUUUGCAGCAGAGGCUCUUAAUAGAGACGGAGCAGUCUAGUACAUGUGGAGUACCUUCAGGUCUUCUUGCUGAAGGACCUUGUUAAAGCAUGUCCAGGGGGUGUUUUCCAAAGGGCAGCAUGGAGCUUUGGAGAAGGUAUUUUAGUGUGGGCGGGAUGAGCGGAAACUGUGAACGUUGACAGUAGUAGAGCACUUUGUAUUUAUGUAGGCCAUUGUGUGGUCUGUUUCUCCCAUCUAGUACUGAGAAUUCAGCACAAGCGGGUGUUUGAUGUGCCAACUGGGAUACCUGAGCAGCUAGCUGCACCGCUGUUGAAUAACCUCCUCUGUGCCCAAACUAUUGUUUCCAGGCCUUCUUCCUAUCAGAUGUGUGUGUGUGUGUGUGUGUGGAAACAACAUGCUUUUAAAUGGCUGUCAUCAUGUUCCACAGUCGACUGUGUUAUUUCAUGGGACGUUUAUUGUCGCUUGAGAUAGGUAACUUUGUCUGUACGGCUGCUUGGCAGAGUUCAAAGCCUUUCUGAAGCCUAAGGAGCCACUCAGGGUGGAGGAAAGUUCCGAAUUUCUGCUGAGAGGAGUGGUAGGAUUAAAGCUGGUAUCAAUUAAUCACAAGGCUGCUUAAGCAAUUAGGGAAGGGAUUUGGGGUCAGGGGGCAUAUACUGUGGCUGCCAUAUUGAGCUCAGCUCUUGAGAAACAGGGCCGGUGUGCCACCACUGGCAAGGCUAUGCCAGCGAGCCUCUCACACGGAGACCCUUCCGUUGGCAAAAAAAAAAAUCAGAUUCUGCAUAUAAACAGUAGUGUUAAAAGAAUUAAAUUCCAAGUCUUCCCACUCUUGUACCGUUUCCCCCACUCUGAACUGGCCUUGGGGGAACAGCUGCCUACCACUGUGGUGCAUGCCUGCAGGUACCAAUGCGAUAGUCUUGGAAGUCCGAGCAUCAUGCGUAAGAGCGAGCCCUAAAGAAAGAUGCUUACAAUUUUGAGAUGAUUAUAUGUGAUAUGGUUGGAACCAUCUGGAUUUCUAGGAACAGACCUCCGCCUUUCUAGUGGGUGUGCUCCGAGGCAGGUGUCUUGGAGGCCUCGAUGACGACAAUGCCAUGUGCUUAUAGUGGGAAGAGAGGGCCCAAGAAGACUGUCCUUCUCACUUGUGGUUUACCUGUUUUUAAACCGAACCCGGUAGGCAAGAAAGGGGCACUGGGCUCACAGUGGCAGGCCUGAGCGCCCCCCCCUUCCCCCGGUCAUCACACUCGCAUAAGCCCUUGGUGGGGGAACAAGCGCGAUCCUGAUCCUUUCUCUCUCCUUCCCUUAUAUUUUUGAUUGUGUGGCUGAUGAUUGGCUGUUAUGUAGUACUUCUGCCUUUAAAAAAUG
Messenger RNA from Gekko japonicus, 2721 nucleotides. It is a transcript of the gene NANS, whose product is annotated as N-acetylneuraminate synthase. Lineage: Eukaryota; Metazoa; Chordata; Lepidosauria; Squamata; Gekkonidae. The transcript has 6 exons. The coding region runs from base 130 to 1209 and encodes 359 amino acids. Gene Ontology annotation, biological process: carbohydrate biosynthetic process. Gene Ontology annotation, molecular function: N-acylneuraminate-9-phosphate synthase activity. The record is from RefSeq and is a predicted model, not a curated record.